Pygocentrus nattereri (red-bellied piranha) is the source of this 3540-nucleotide messenger RNA. RefSeq names its product tetratricopeptide repeat protein 16. The record is from RefSeq and is a predicted model, not a curated record. The coding region runs from base 128 to 2014 and encodes 628 amino acids. The transcript has 13 exons. Gene Ontology annotation, molecular function: protein binding. NCBI's taxonomy places the organism in Eukaryota, Metazoa, Chordata, Actinopteri, Characiformes, Serrasalmidae.
UUUGGUUUUGACAGAGUGUGAUUUAUGAUUUUUGAGAUCUGUUUCUCCUCUUUGUCUAACAAGACUUUUUCCAUGACGAUUUCUGAAGACCAAGAAAUCUGUUUAUCAAGCGAGUGCUGAAGUCAACAUGAACGCACGAAACUUUCCUGAGGUGAACACCUAUAGGUCAGACUUAACGAAUACAUCUCGAGAGGCUGCAGUACGAAAAUUAUUUGGCUCCAGCAGCAUUUUCCUGACGCCAGAGUUAAAAUGUGACAGACCAGAUUUACGAGGCAACCUUGUAAUAAAGGAGAAGGCAAUCACACAUUAUCAAGCAGGCAAGGAGGCUGUGACACAGUUACAGUUUGAGAGGGCUGUCAGUUGUUUCUCCAAAGCCAUAACACUGCAGCCGGACCAGACUCAGUUCUAUGUAGAGAGGGCAGAAGUGUAUCUUCAGCUGUGUGACUUCAAUUCGGCAGCCCUAGACUACAAACAUGCCUGCUACUUGGAACCACAGACCAAGACCCAUUUUCAUCGCCUUGCAUUCAUUUAUUACUUGCAGGGACAGUGUCUGUGUGACCAGGGUAUGUUCUUGGAUGCGCUGGAGUCUUUUGCCAAAGCGACUGAACUGAAGCCCAACUUUAAACCUUAUCACAUGAGAAGCUUGGCAUGUCUGACCGCACUAGGUCGUUAUUCUGACUGCAUUCGGCUGGUAACUAACUGGCUGAAGAUAGACCCUCCAUCGGCUGAUCUCUUCACUCUCAGAGCCCGCUUGUACCACCAAAUCAAUCAGGCUGCACUGUGUUACUAUGACCUAAAGGCAGCUCUGAGGCUCAACCCCAGUUGUGCAGAUGCACUGUCCUUGCUGGAGGAGAUGAAGGAGGCAGCAGAGUGUUCUCGACAGCAAGCAGUGUCUAAAGCGGUGGAGGGAGAACUGACUAACGCUCUGAGCAAGAUUACCACAGCUGUGGAGAAGAACCCUGAAAAGGCUCAGUAUUACCUCUUUAGAGGGAUAAUCUACCGCAGACUGAAAGACUUCAUCGCUGCCAUAGAGGACUUGGUACUUGCCGUUGAACUCUGUGAUGCUGUAGCAGAAUGUUCUGAAAGAGAGAAGCCUGAUAACUCCAACAGUCUGGAAGAAGAUGCACAAGCCCAACUGGUGCUCACUUACAAUGAUUUCGCAGUCCACUGCUUCUCCCAGGGCUUCUACAGUGAGGCCAUCAAGCUUCUGACUAAGGCCAUCCAUGAGCAAAGAGAUGAAAGUGGACUCUUCAUCAACCGAGGCGAUUGUUUUUUGAAGCAAGAGGAGUGGCUCUUUGCCCUGGCUGACUACCAGCAAGCUGAGGAGCUGGACCCGCAGAACAGAAGCAUUUGGUUUCGUCUGGCCUUAAUUCACAACACAAUGGGACUGCAUAGUUUUGGCAAACUGAACUUCCAGGAUGCGGCAGACAAGUUUUCCCUGGCUAUUAAGUACAAACCUGGAGUAGCUCAGUACUAUGGAAAUCGGGCUAAGGCUCACACCAGAAUGCACAGAAUGGAGGAAGCCAAGCUGGAUGCCCUCAGUGCUCUGAUUUUAGGUUCCACUAAUGAUGAGUUGCUGAGGCUGUUCCCAGGCUGCUCUUUGUCAGAUGUCAUAUCCAGUGCCACUGCUCAAACAGUCAAAGCUCAGUUGAUGGAGCAGACCCAGAUGUGGAAACUUGCUGGCCGUCCUGCGUCAAGGCUUUCAGACAAGCUUCAGAGAAUGGCCCUCCAGCAUGACACAGACAGCCAGUCUGAAACAGCCUCUCAAAGCUCAUUAAGUGUGGAGAAUGUGGAAACAAAACUUAAACCCUGUGUAUCUCCCCGAGACCUGCUCAGCAGCAAGGAACAGGUGACCGAGGCAGUAAGGAAGGUCCUGCACCAGAGGCAGUCUCUGUAUCGUACCGGACCUCGUCUUUCUCCACUUCGCCUUGCAGAUGCUUCAGAGGCUGCCCUCUGUGCUGCCAAGCAUCCAUACGCAUGGAGGAAUUUCAGAGGCUUGGGCCUUAACUGUUGAUGGCUUGUCAGAAUGGCUCUGUAGCAAUCAAACUGCAAAACCCUGCAUAUAAUAUCUUGAGUUUGACCCAAAACAGAUUAAUCACUGAGACAGAGUUUGUCGAAUCUUGCUAUUAUUAAAGAACCUCACAUAUAUGUAGAGUGCAACAACAUAAUAGUACAGAAACACAAACCUAUUCACAGGAAAGCUGUAGCAUUUUUAGUUGGACUACUAAAAAUAUGUAACUUGUAGAUGACUUAGAAAUAAAACCACAAUUUUCUGAGCAUUAGUUUGGCUCAACUUAGGGAAAUGUCUAGAGGGGAAGUUUAUUAUUAGAAGACAAUAACUGUAGAGUUGAAUUCAUUGUAUUUCAAUUUAUUGAUAUUAAUAUUAAAAAAUAUUACUUAUAUGCCAAAAAGGUGCAAUACUUUCUACAGUAUUGGUAGUACAGAGUCAGAAUUGGUUCCACAUUUUUGUGUUACUGCAAGUAGAAGAAACACUUAAGAAUGCCCACCAAUGUGAGAGCUAAACAAGGUGACAGUGGCAUCUGAAUGUGUGGUUGCCGAAAUGGUAUAGCUAAACAGCACCAAUCAAGAGGAAAAGCAGCAGAACUCACAAAUUGAAACACUCUGCAUUUAAAACAGAUGAUGUAGGCAAUGUUGACAAUGCACAAAAAUGGACUGCAAAUAUGGAUUAUAUUAUUUUAUAUUAUAAGGAAAAAGUAAAGGAGAUAACUUCAAAUUCAGCAACUAAAUUUGACAAGUAAUUCACUGCUAACAUUAAAAAAGUGUUCUUAUUCAGAACAGUUUGCUGUUUAUGUUUGAAAUAAUGGGCAUUGCUCUGUUUUUGGUUCAAAAUGACUGGUAUGCAACAUUAUAUUUUUGCAUUGUUAUGGAUUACCUAACUCAUUUAAGCACUGUAACAUGUUUUACUACUCAUAAAUAUAAUGCUUUUUUUGGUAAUGGUUCCCAAAAUUUGGAUAAUGUGACAUUUUUAUACUGAUCGAAAUCAAUAUAUUUGACUUUAGACAAACCAGCUAAAUCUUUUUUCACUGCAUUGCUAGUGUGAUUAUGUAAGGCACAGUUGAACUCAGUGCAGGUCAUUUUUAAAGAGUGCUGUUUAUGUGAAGACUGAGCUAAAUGAAGGACAGCUGCUAUUUAGACACCUCUGAAGUGAUAAGUAGUGAUCCACAGAGUAUAUGAGUGCUCUAAAUGUUUGUUCAGAGGGAGGCAGUUAUGUAGAAAAAUAAUGUAGGUUUUUGGGAGAUUACUUCUUCAUAACGUUUGGUCCAUGGCUCAGGAUGAUUGCAAAAGUGGUUGUUUUGUUCGCAGCAGCUGUUCUUCAGCAGCUGGGAGAGCAGCUGAAAGAGAGAGAGUGAAAGACAGAGAAGGAAAGGGAGAGGGGCUGUGAUGCUGUCUAGAAAACACCCCAACAGCUGAUCCCAAGUCCCUGUCAGAGAUUUCCAUACAACCUCACUCAAGCAGUGCAACACAUACUUCCGAGUCUCUAGAGGAGAGUCCUAGACUUUUUGGCACACUAACAAUAAA